GCGGCCCCGCCCCUGCGCGGUGGCGCCCCGCCCCCAGGCGGGCAGGCCCCGCCCCGAGGCCGUCGGGUCCCGCCGGAAGUGAAGCCACCCCCGGACUCAGGCCACGUUCCCGCAGCCGACCCAGGCUGGGACCGCCGGACGCUGGGACAGGCCGCGCGCAGACCGCGCCCGCCGCGCGCGGGCCCCGACGCCCCCCGCCGGCCAGCCCGGGGACCCCAGAGCGGCGCCCCCGCGAGGCCGAUGCCCACCCGGGAGCACCCCCGGCCCCGGCCGCCGGGCCCAGGGCCCCCGACAGCGCCGCCGCGAGGCCAGCCCGCGAGGCCCAGGAAGAUCGCGUUUGCGGACGAGCUGCCCUCGCGCGCCCUCCCCGGCGCCGGGCGGCGGGCGGGGGCCGGGCCCGGGGGGCGUCAGCCCCGCGCCGCCGCCGCCGCGCCCGACUACGAGCUCAGGUACCCCGCGCUGCGCAGCGAGCGCGGCCGCCGCCGCUACGCCGCCGUCUUCCGGGACCAGCGCGCCGAGUUCCUGGAGCUGCGCAGAGACGUGGAGGCGGCGCGCGCGCGGCUGGCGCGGCUGGAGGCGCUGCUCGGGGCGCUGCCGCCCGCCCGCAGCCAGGAGGAGGCCCAGGCGGCGGCCCGAGUCUGGAGAGAGAUCGAGAAGAAGCGGACGGACCCUGGCUUCCUGGAUAAGCAGGCUCGCUGUCGCUACCUGAAGGGGAAACUGAGGCACCUCAAGGCCCAGAUCCAGAAAUUCGACGACCAGGACAGCGAGGCCUCCGUGUACUUCUGACCGCCGGCGGCCUGGGGUCGCCCGCGUCCGGUGCCCCCACCCCGACCCCCGGUCUCCGCCCACCCCGCGGACUCCGGUUCAUUCACCCCAAGGGAAUAAACAUGGAGCCCCCUGGGCUCGCGUCC
Dipodomys spectabilis (banner-tailed kangaroo rat) is the source of this 911-nucleotide messenger RNA. It is a transcript of the gene Ocel1, whose product is annotated as occludin/ELL domain containing 1. Gene Ontology annotation, biological process: bicellular tight junction assembly. The annotation marks the transcript as partial. The transcript is spliced from 6 exons. Gene Ontology annotation, cellular component: apical plasma membrane; bicellular tight junction; cytoplasmic vesicle. Lineage: Eukaryota; Metazoa; Chordata; Mammalia; Rodentia; Heteromyidae. The record is from RefSeq and is a predicted model, not a curated record.